GUCCCUCUCUGCGAAAACAAAGAAUGAAACAUCUUUAUUUCACUACAGCAAGUAACAGUCGACGACAGAGCUGCCUGCACUGUGAUACUCCGCGGUCCCAUCAAUAAAAUAGUACCGGAGUGUGGCCCUGGUACUCCGGUGUGUGCGGCGGAGUCUGGGAGGGGCAUCCGUGCGUCCGUCCGGGCAAUGGCGGAUGGGGAGGCCACCGUGUCUGUGGAGUGGGGCAGCGGCGAUGAUGGGGGCUUAGCAGAAUAACAUCCCACCUCUGCGUUUUGUAUUUUCUCUGUUUCGCUUGGUAUUCAUCUCUCGCCAUGGAUCCAGAGAAAACGCUGACUUUCUGCCUCGGGCUGAAGGCUGAGGAGAUGACUAUGUCCCUGCAGGGGCUGGACAGGACUGAAGCUGCCACGGUGGCUGUUUCUCAGAAGGAGCCUGAAGUGCGUACAGUUAAUAAGGUGGUGAAGCAUCACGGAGGCUCUGGUAGCCAGCCUGUUGUCAGCCCAAAGUACUGUCCUGGGGUAAACAACAAUCCAGGUUACCUGUGUGAAACAGGGCACUGCUGCGGAGAGACAGGCUGCUGCACCUACUAUUAUGAACUCUGGUGGUUCUGGCUGCUGUGGACGAUGCUGAUUCUCUUCAGCUGUUUCUGUGCUUACCGCCAUCGCCGGGCCAAGCUGAGGAUCCAACAGCAGCAGAGACAGAGAGAGAUCAAUCUGAUUGCCUAUAACGGAGCCUGCAACUACCCUUCCUCAAUGCUGGACCUCAGUUUUCUGGCAUCAUUUAAGUUGCCCUCCUAUGAGGAGGUGGCGGCGCAGCCCAGCACCCCUCCUCCACCUUACAGCUCUGUCUUCGCCCUGCAGGGAGGUGCCAUGGGGGGUCCUAGCUCCUCUUACCCUCAUCAUCACCACCACCGCCACCCCUGCCCUCCCUAUCUGGGCCCCGGUCCCAGUGGCUUGACUUCCUCCCAGAGCUCUGACAACUAUACCAGCUGCUCCUGCGAGUCGUGCUCCCUCACCUCCCCCUCUAGCACCUCCUUCUCUGUCCAGGUGACAGAUGAGACGUACAACAGCAGCCACAUCUCCACGCCCAGUGAAGCAGGAGGUGACUGCUCUGUCAUGCCAAGAGUGGGAGCCAACUUCACGCCAACUCUUUCUCCGACACCUCCGUCACAAGUUCCACCUGAUGUGAUACCUGUGGCCACUCCAGAUGUCAUUCCUGUACAGAGACGGCCAUCGAAUGGUAGUGAUGGAGUCUCUCCUUCAGCUCCACCGCUCUCUCUUCCUUUACACUCUCGUCCUUCACACCCGUCUCGCCUCCCACUUUCUCCCCUCAUUCUGUUAUCCUCCCUCCCUCCUGGUCAAGUCCAUCCUCUCGUCUUCUCAGACCCACUCGGCGCUGUGGCCGUUCAGAGAGAGAAGGAAGAAGAGGCACCACCCCGUGGGCUAACCCCGAGGCCUGCUCUGUCUCCCCCUAAACAGGCUUUCUUUUCCUCAACUGUGGCUGUUUUCACACACUGCAGCAACAAAGAGGAGCAAAAACGAGAAAAAGAAGAGGAGGAAGAGGAAGAAGAAGAUGACGAGGAGGAUCAUUUCCGGCAUCGACGACUAACGGGCGACUCUGGAAUUGAGGUGUGUCGCUGCCACGUGAAGAGAGAGGAACAAGAGGAAGAAGAACUGCAGAAGGGGCAUUUUGGUAAAGGAGGAAAAGAGGCUGUGAAGGAAGAGGAGAGGGCAGACGUGCUGCAUGACAGCGUGGACUGUUCCCUCCGAGCAAAGGCCGCCGCUCAGUCACCACUCCUAGACAACUGUGCUGAACAGCAUGGCCACGUCCCAACAUCCUCUAGCAUCAUCCAGAAGACAGGCGAGGCCAUCAUCACUGUGGAGUCCUCGUAAGCUGACAGCCUGUAAAUGUAGUGGCAAAAAUAGUGAGAUGUUUAUGCUUGAUAGCAUCAUCGUAGAUCAAGACGAGUAGGUGAAAAGUUGAAUCACUGAAGAAAAAGUCUUGCAAGUCUUAACUUGGAUGGUUGGGGACAGGAUGAGUAAUGGAUCCUCUUGUUUUCUUGGUAUAUAUAUGAGAAACUCCAAGAGAAGCCGACACCUGAAAGUCCUAUUUCAUAAUGAAUUUAUUUAUGGUUUGGGAGUAAUGAAUCUUUCUGUCUCCAUUACCAAAUCCAUUUUAACCUGUGGCUUGGUGUCAACAUCCCAGCAUCCCUCUACCCUUUACUUUUCAUCUCUCUUCUCUCUGCAUUAUGCAGUAUUGCUAUAAUAUCUCAGACAGUGGUUCCCAACCUGAGGGUCAGGGCUUCCCUAAGGGUCACAAGAUGGAUCAGAGGGGUCAUGAUAAUUAACAGCAUAAGAAAGAAGGAACACGUGGUUCUGCUAUAGAAAAUUAUAAGCUACUGUUUUUCCAAUUUUUGCUGUCUUUAUGUGACUUUAUGGAGGGUUUUGUCUCUUAUGGCAUCUGAAAAUUCUUCAGAUAAAAGACGCAAAAAUCAGUCUUUAGUUGGCCUGCUCACAUCGUGACAUAUACAAAAUCGGGGUAAAAAAAAAAACAUUUUAAAGGGUCACACAACAAAAAGGUUGUGAACCACUGCCUGAUUAACCAUUUCCUCAAAUCACGCCGGCAGCAAUUAACAAGACUGUUUAUCAUUAAUCUUUUUGAAUUGAAUAAAAUUCUAUUCUAGGAGUAUAUGAUGUAAAACCACUCAAAAAACUUUUUUUUUUCAAAAGAGCAGCUCUAACUUAUUGCAUCUGGCUCAAGUUUUACAAUAUUAAAGGUUCAGUGUGGAGGAUUUAGGAGUGUAUAGUGGCUGAAGUAACAAGAACGUUUUCUUUUGUGUACAAUCACCUGAAAGUAGGAAUAGUUGUGUUUUCGUUACCUUAGAAUGAACCAUUUAUAAGGAGCCGGUCCUUGUCCACAGAGUCCGCUAUGUCGCAUCGGCAUUUUUCUGCAGUAGCCUGGAACAGACAGACCAAACGCUGGGUCAGAGCCAUCAGUGUUUUCUCAUCAGCCACUGUAGUCGGCAGCCACCUGUGACAAGCUGAACAGUGUCUA
This is a messenger RNA of Plectropomus leopardus (leopard coralgrouper), 3051 nucleotides long. RefSeq lists its product as uncharacterized. The record is from RefSeq and is a predicted model, not a curated record. NCBI's taxonomy places the organism in Eukaryota, Metazoa, Chordata, Actinopteri, Perciformes, Serranidae.